Homalodisca vitripennis (glassy-winged sharpshooter) is the source of this 1562-nucleotide messenger RNA. Its product is annotated as putative inorganic phosphate cotransporter. Gene Ontology annotation, cellular component: plasma membrane. NCBI's taxonomy places the organism in Eukaryota, Metazoa, Arthropoda, Insecta, Hemiptera, Cicadellidae. Bases 55 to 1500 code for a protein of 481 amino acids. The record is from RefSeq and is a predicted model, not a curated record. Gene Ontology annotation, biological process: transmembrane transport; monoatomic anion transport. Gene Ontology annotation, molecular function: transmembrane transporter activity. The transcript has 9 exons.
UUGCCGAUAGAACGGUCUUGAAGCCAUUGUCGCUGUCCGUCAACCAGGGUCAACAUGCGCCGACGUUCCCUCACGCCGUCCACGGUACAGAGAUUGUCGAUAUGCAUGGAUACAAAGAAACCAACAGGUCUGGGCAAACGCCACAUUCAGGCUGCGAUGGCUUUCAUGUGUUUCGCCCUCGCAUACUCCAUGAGGGUCAACCUCUCCGUGGCUAUCGUGGCGAUGACGGAGCCCCUGGAUAAGGACCUGAUGGUGUUAGACUGGGAUAGUUCUGAACAAGGACUUAUUCUGAGCUCGUUCAACUGUGGAUAUAUCAUCCUUAACAUUCCUGGAGGACAUCUGUCACGCGUGUUGGGCCCUAAGUACCUUAUGUUUGGUGCCAUUAUGGUAUCUUCUGUGAUGACCCUUCUCGUACCCUACAUAGCCCUGAACUUCAACUGGAUUGUCUUCUGCUCGUCUAGAGUACUCAUAGGACUUUCACAAGGAUUCAUCUAUCCCUCAAUCAACACGCUGAUGUCGAAAUGGGCACCGCCUGAAGAGAGGAGCAAGCUAGUGUCAUUUGUGUACAUAGGUUCUCAGUUUGGUACGAUGGUAACCCUGUUCGCAGCCGGGUACUUGGCCGCUAGUUCUUGGGGCUGGCCCAGUGUCUUCUACAUCACAGGUCUGUGUGGGUUACUGUGGUCUGCGAUCUGGCUGUAUGUAGGAGUCAACACUCCAGACUGUCACCCUUCCAUCAGCGACAACGAGCGAGACUACAUCAAAGCCUCUUUGCCCAAUUCCUCCGAUAUAAGUAGUUUGAUGCCGACUCCUUGGAAACAGAUACUAACGUCUAAACCAGUGUGGGCCUUGGCUUUCACCCACUUAUGCCAGAACUGGGGCAAUUCCGUGCUGUUUAACAUGUUGCCAAACUUUAUUAAUCAUAUUCUUGGAUUUGGAAUUGGAAAUGACGGAUUAAUAGUGUCCUUGAUGUACUUACUUAUGUGCAUAUUGGCCGGCAUAUUCUCUUUGAUGACAGAUUACUGCAAUAAAAGGAAAUUACUACCCCUGACAUUCGUAAGGAAGGCGUGGAACACUCUUGCGCACUGGGGAACGGCGCUAUUCAUGGUACUCUUGACCUUCACCGCCUCCAGCAACGUAGCUACCAUCGCUCUUCUGACCAUCAUUACCUCUCUGAACGCUGCUACCUACUUGGGCUUCCUGUCCAACCACAUAGACCUGUCACCUAACUUUGCAGGGCUCCUCAUGGGUAUCACGAACGGCCUUAGCAACAUCAGCUCCUUCUCUGGACCCGUAGUCACUGGGUUCAUCGUGAACGAUGAGACGAACAGAGGUGAGUGGAUGAUUGCUUUCUAUAUAUCGGCUGCAACAUAUUUCCUGGGCAAUUCAGUCUUCCUUUUGUUCGGCUCAGCUGAGAUACAAUCUUGGAAUGACCCGAUUGUACAAGAGGAGAAGAGUACAAAAGUGACAAGAUAUUCCGAACACGUUACAUCAACGACUUGAAUAGAACCGAAAAAACCGACAAAAGAAAUUGACUUGUAUACGAUUAAAAAUAUCAUUCAUUA